Molecule: messenger RNA, 264 nt
Organism: Penicillium crustosum
Lineage: Eukaryota; Fungi; Ascomycota; Eurotiomycetes; Eurotiales; Aspergillaceae
Exons: 2
Coding region: 1-264 (87 amino acids)
Source: RefSeq, a predicted model, not a curated record
AUGGCUCUUGUUCGGGACCCAUAUUUCUGGAAACGGUUCUCAACUGCGGUCCACAUGGAUGAAGAGUCCAAAGCAGUCGUCCAGGGAGCCCAAACAAAACAAGAUGAGGCAUCAUGGCUUGACCGCGAACGACGAAAGAGCAAACGAUCAAUCAUCUGGGGCUUUGUCAUUUUCUUCGGCAUUGUGCUCCUUAUCGUUGUCGGCGUGGUUCUAUGGUGGCUUUCAAAGAACAACUGGCUCCAACCUCGUCCGGAUGACCCUUGA